AUGUUAGGGACUGUGAAAAUGGAAGGGCAUGAAACCAGCGACUGGAACAGCUACUACGCCGACACUCAGGAGGCCUACUCCUCGGUGCCCGUGAGCAACAUGAACUCGGGGCUGGGCUCCAUGAACACCAUGAACACCUACAUGACCAUGAACACCAUGACGACAAGCGGCAACAUGACCUCCAGCUCCUUCAACAUGUCCUACGCCAACACGGGGCUGGGGGCUGGGCUGAGUCCCGGCGCAGUGGGCGGCAUGCCGGCAGGCUCGGCGGGGCCCGUGAACGGCAUGCCGGCCGGCGUGGCCGCCAUGGGCACGGCGCUGAGCCCCGGUGGCAUCAACGCCAUGUCUGCCCAGCCGGCCCCCAUGAAUGGGCUGAGCCCCUACGGCGGCAUGAACCCCUGCAUGAGCCCUAUGGCCUACACCCAGUCCAACCUCGGCAGGACACGGGACGCUAAGUCCUUCAAGCGGACCUACCCCCACGCCAAGCCGCCCUACUCCUACAUCUCCCUCAUCACCAUGGCCAUCCAGCAGGCACCCAGCAAGAUGCUGACGCUGAGUGAGAUCUACCAGUGGAUCAUGGACCUUUUCCCCUACUACCGACAGAACCAGCAGCGCUGGCAGAACAGCAUCCGCCACUCGCUCUCUUUCAAUGACUGUUUCGUCAAGGUGGCCCGCUCCCCCGACAAGCCCGGCAAGGGCUCCUAUUGGACCCUGCACCCCGACUCCGGCAACAUGUUUGAAAACGGCUGUUACCUCCGCCGGCAAAAGCGUUUCAAGUGCGAGAAGCCGGCGAACAGUAAAGCCACUCAGGAGGGCAGGAAAGAUCAGGCCGGGGCCUCUAGUUCAAGCUCCAACUCCCCCCUGCACAGAGGCCACAACAAACCUGCGCAGCUGGACACGGCCACCUCUCUCUCCAGCUCCAACCCGUCCACCAGCCCCCAGUCUAUGGACCACAGUGGAUCAAGCACGGAGCUAAAGACCUCGGCCUCGGCCGCCUCCUCCACCAUCAGCUCUGUACCCACCUUGGCCUCCGUCCCACACCCCCCUCAUUCAUUAGCCCACGAACCCCAGCUCCACCUCAAGGGUGAUCCCCACUACUCCUUCAACCACCCGUUUUCCAUCAACAACCUCAUGUCCUCCUCGGAGCAGCAGCACAAGCUGGACUUCAAAGCCUAUGAGCAGGCGCUGCAAUAUUCCUCUUAUGGGGCCAGCAUCCCCGGCGGGCUGCCCCUGGGCAGCGCCUCCAUGGCUGGCCGGAGCAGCAUCGAGCCCUCGGCCCUAGAGCCCUCCUACUACCAAGGUGUGUAUUCCAGACCCGUGCUAAACACCUCCUAG
Molecule: messenger RNA, 1335 nt
Organism: Cinclus cinclus
Lineage: Eukaryota; Metazoa; Chordata; Aves; Passeriformes; Cinclidae
Gene: FOXA1
Product: forkhead box A1
Exons: 2
Coding region: 1-1335 (444 amino acids)
Biological process (GO): regulation of transcription by RNA polymerase II; cell differentiation; anatomical structure morphogenesis
Molecular function (GO): RNA polymerase II cis-regulatory region sequence-specific DNA binding; protein domain specific binding; DNA-binding transcription factor activity, RNA polymerase II-specific
Source: RefSeq, a predicted model, not a curated record